AUGAAGGUGGUGACCAUCAAAUUUGCAGCCAACAGACAGGGCAGUUCCCAGGAUCUCUUUAAUAGUUCCAGCGAAUUCGCUGAGCAAGAAGAAAUUCAUUCCUGCAACCUCACCAGUGACCGAAAAUGUCAGUGCAAAAAGGGCACUUACAUAGAAGAAAAUUCCCCUGAGCACUGCCAGAAGUGCACCGUUGGGUGCCCCAUCGGGAAAGUUCAGGCAAGCCCCUGUACUUCCUGGCAUGACUUGAAGUGUGUCCCUGGAGGCACAGGGACCAGAACCCAUGAGGAAACUACAGUUUCUGGAAAGCCAGUGUCCACCAGCCUGGGCACUAGUCCUUCUCCCACUGCACACUCUGAAAACAUUUGGAAGAUUGUAGUCCCGAUAAUUGCAUUGAUUGUAUUGAUUUUGUCCGGCUUCAGAAGAGAGCAUGAAGUGUAUACCAGUACUCUCAACGAGGCUUUGGGAAAUGAGGAAUUGCAGAUUCCCCUGGGCCCUGAGCUGGAAACAGAAGGCCAGCAACAGGCAGGUGCCAUUGAACAAAGCCCAGGAGAAACACAGCCUCUUCAGGGGUCCCCAGGAGCUGAAGGCUUUCAGAUGAAAAGAAUACUUGUUCCAGCAAAUGAUGCAAACUCCAUUGAAACUUUGAAGUCCUUCUUUGAUUACUUUAUAAAUAUAGUACCCUAUGAUUCCUGGAACAAAAUCAUGCGGAAGAUGGGCCUGUCAGAUAAUGAGAUUGAAAUGGCCAGAAACAGUGCAGAGUGCCCUGCAGAGAAGCUCUACAAGUUGCUCAUGAAAUGGCUCCACAAAACAGGGAAGGGAGCCUCUGUCAACGUUUUCCUGGAUGCCUUGGAAGCAACACAGGAAAGAAAUGCUCGAGAGACAAUUCAAGACCAUUUGGUCAAUUCUGGAAAAUACAUCUAUGAAGAAAAGAAGGCAGACAGCCUUUGA
This is a messenger RNA of Elephantulus edwardii (Cape elephant shrew), 948 nucleotides long. RefSeq names its product tumor necrosis factor receptor superfamily, member 10a (gene TNFRSF10A). NCBI's taxonomy places the organism in Eukaryota, Metazoa, Chordata, Mammalia, Macroscelidea, Macroscelididae. Gene Ontology annotation, molecular function: protein binding. The record is from RefSeq and is a predicted model, not a curated record. Gene Ontology annotation, biological process: positive regulation of apoptotic process; TRAIL-activated apoptotic signaling pathway. The transcript has 6 exons. Gene Ontology annotation, cellular component: plasma membrane; cell surface. Bases 1 to 948 code for a protein of 315 amino acids.